AUGAUGUUUGAUCUAAGAAAUCCUGAAGGUGUCUUUGAAACGGAUCAAAAAGCAGAUUGGGAUGCCGUUCUGGCUAAACUAUAUACAGAUGUGAAGAAAACAAAGCGUGUUAGAGACAUGAAGAAUCUUUACAUAGUCUGGACCAAGAUUCUUCUAGGGUGCUUUUAUCACAGAAAAGCAACUCAUUCCCCAGAUUUCGUCAACAAAGAGCAGCAAUACAUUCUAAGUGAGCUGCCAGAAGUUAGGACUAAAUAUCUUAACUCUCUAAAGGAAGAUAAAGCCAAAGAUGUUCCCGCUAAAGUUAGUCGAAAGAAAGCUUCCACUUCCAGGCCUGCAGUUUCAGAAGUUGCUUUAGAGUCUGCUCAAGAAGUUGUUGUUAACAAAGAAAGAAGGACAAAGCGCAAGUUUGAUCGUUCUUCUGUUAACCAUGAGAAGGAAGUCCAAGAAGAAGUUGUUGCAGUAGUUGAUGAGAAUGCUGCUGAAAGAGAAGUUAUUGCUGAAGAUAAUCAGGAAGUAUUAGUUGAAAAUAAAAAUACUAAACAAGAAGAAUCUGUACCAAUAGAAGUUCCGGUUAACCCCCAACCAGAAAUUCUACCAGAAACAGCCCCAACAGAAUCACCUCAACUCACCCAUGUUCUCACACCUCCUUCUUCUCCCCAAACCAAUGUUCUUACCCCUCCUUCUGUACCUACCACAAAUGCUCUCAUUCCUCCCUCUCCACCCACAAACAAUGUUGCUUUUGACCAUCCCCUAGAAACCCUCAUUCUUGAUAUCCAACCCCUUCAAACCCUUUUUCCUCCUCACUUAAAUAUCUCCACUUCUCAACCUCCUCCUCAUGCUAACCAUAAACCCAUUCCAUCCCCCACUCAAAAUAAUCCCUCCAUCUCCGACCUCCCAAAUUCUGUAUCACAUGAGAAAUUGCUUCGUGAUUGCAAUUACACACCCAAGCCUCGUCCUGAACCUGAGUUUGUGGUGUUAGACUCUGAGAAUGAAGCAUAA
Molecule: messenger RNA, 999 nt
Organism: Vicia villosa (hairy vetch)
Lineage: Eukaryota; Viridiplantae; Streptophyta; Magnoliopsida; Fabales; Fabaceae
Product: branchpoint-bridging protein-like
Exons: 3
Coding region: 1-999 (332 amino acids)
Source: RefSeq, a predicted model, not a curated record